Molecule: messenger RNA, 2605 nt
Organism: Colius striatus (speckled mousebird)
Lineage: Eukaryota; Metazoa; Chordata; Aves; Coliiformes; Coliidae
Gene: DNAJB5
Product: DnaJ heat shock protein family (Hsp40) member B5
Exons: 5
Coding region: 269-1312 (347 amino acids)
Biological process (GO): negative regulation of transcription by RNA polymerase II
Cellular component (GO): cytosol
Molecular function (GO): protein-folding chaperone binding
Source: RefSeq, a predicted model, not a curated record
CGGCCGGAGGGGGCGCGGGGGGCGGGGGUGGCUGAGCGAGCGCGCGGCGCCCCGGGACAGCGCGAGCGCCUUGGAGAUGAGUCUCCCAGUCCUCGCCGUGGGGCUUUGCGGGGUAAAACCGGAGCUGGGACACAUCCUGCCUGCAGGGCCCUGAGCUGCGUGGGGAAGGGUGGCCUGGAGCCGGCUGUGGUGCUGCUGGCCGGCGGGACGCGGGGAGCAGCGGCUCCGCGAUAAGAAUAAGUACUCGUCUCCCGGCAGCGUCGCCGUCAUGGGGAAGGACUAUUACAAGAUUUUGGGUAUCCAGAGCAGCGCCAACGAGGAUGAAAUCAAGAAAGCCUACCGCAAAAUGGCCCUGAAGUAUCACCCCGAUAAGAAUAAAGACCCCAACGCCGAGGAGAAGUUCAAGGAGAUCGCGGAGGCCUACGACGUCCUGAGUGACCCCAAGAAGCGAGCUGUCUACGACCAGUACGGGGAGGAAGGUCUCAAAACUGGAGGUGGCUCUUCAGGUGGCUCAGGGAACACUUUCCACUACACCUUCCACGGAGACCCACACGCCACCUUCGCCUCCUUCUUCGGAGGCUCCAACCCUUUCGACAUCUUCUUCGCCAGCAGCCGCUCCCGGAUGUUCAAUGGCUUUGACCAGGAUGACAUGGAUAUGGACGACGAUGACGACCCUUUCAGUGCCUUCAGCCGGUUCGGCUUCAAUGGCAUCAACGGGGUUCACCGGCGGCACCAAGAGUCCCUGCACACGCGGAGGAAGGUCCAAGACCCGCCCGUCAUCCACGAGCUCAAGGUGUCCCUGGAGGAGAUCUACCACGGUUCCACCAAGAGGAUGAAGAUCACACGCAGAAGGGUCAGCGCCGAUGGCCGGACCGUGCGGACUGAGGACAAGAUCCUAAACAUUGUCAUCAAGCGGGGUUGGAAGGAGGGAACCAAAAUCACCUUCCCCAAAGAAGGGGACGCCACCCCAGACAACAUCCCCGCCGACAUCGUCUUCAUCCUCAAGGACAAGCCUCACUCGCACUUCAAGAGGGACGGGACGAAUGUGGUCUACACGGCAAACAUCAGUCUUAAAGAGGCCUUGUGCGGCUGCACCGUGAACAUUCCCACCAUCGACGGGCGCGUGAUCCCGCUGCCCUGCAACGAUGUCAUCAAGCCGGGCACAGUGAAGCGGCUGCGCGGUGAGGGGCUGCCCUUCCCCAAGGCCCCCAGCCAGCGAGGAGACUUGAUCGUGGAGUUCAAAAUCCGCUUCCCGGACAGAAUAGCUCCGCAGACGAGACAGAUCCUCAAGCAGCACCUCCCGUGCUCCUAGAGCCCCGGGACUCUCCUCCAAGCAGCAAUAUCCUCCAGACGCACGUGCCGCAGCACCUGGCCUGCGCGGAGCAGAGGUGCCACAGCACUUUCAAAUGCAAAAAAAAACCAACCAACCCACCUUCACACCACUUUCCUGGCCCAUAAAAACCUACCCAACUGCCCCCUCCUCCUCCCUGCUCUUCCUCCCUCUCCCCACCCGCCCCUCUUGGCCCGUUUUCUACUCCAGCACAAGCGAGCGCCUGGGCCCUUUGCCCGGCGAGGCGCGUCACGUUGUGGGGUUUUUUUAAUGCCACUUGCUUUUCAGGCCACUUUUCCCACGAGAGGCUGGACUUGCUGGGGUCUGGUGUAGUGUAAAUAGGACUCCACAGGAUCUGGCUGUUAGGUUUUUUCUCUUUCCCCACUCUUUGAUACUUGCUGCUGUUUGGGGUCGCGGCCGUAGCGGCCGUGGCUCACCCCAACCCACCCCCCCACUUUAGCCGGACUGCUUCUCACUUGGGACCACGGUACCGAGUCCGACCGUGGCCCGCUCUCCCGUGCCAAGGCUCCAGCCGAGCCUCAGCUGUGCCAAACAAAGGAGCACAUGGGGAUGGUCCCAUCCGGCCUCCUGCCCCUGCCCGGGGGCAGCACCCGCCUGCGCCCACCGCCAGGGCAGAGCCCAGGAUGGAGCUUUUCUUGUUCAGAUGCAUUGAGUUUCCAUUGCUGCUUUUGGUUUGGGUUUUUUUUCAGUACAUAUAUAUAGAGCUCGUUAGGUAAGAGUUUUUUUUUCUCUGCACCCUGAGUGGGUUUUUUGUUGGGGGGGAGGGGGGAGCUGUGUUGUCGAAGCCCCCGGGGUGAGGUGUGGGUGUAGCACGAGUCUGGGUGCAGAAGCGGAGCCAAGCGUGAGCAGAGCCGUAGGUUUCUGUAGCAUUUGAGGUCAGCCUUAGGGAUUUCAGUAAGAAGAGACAGGCAGGUGUGUCUAUUUUUCUACAGGGACGGUUUGUUCAGGGAGUCUCUCUGGGCAGUGGGGUGGAGCUGGGAGGAGUGCGAGGCCAUGUGCUUGGUGGCUUCCUUUUCAAAUGCUGUAUUUUUUUAAAACCUUUGGAUUUCCACCAGGAGAAUUUUUAUAUUUCUUAUCUUUCCCGGCCCACUCUGCCUCGUGCCAGAUGGAAAGCUGUUUCUGUCCCAGGGAGAGGGCUCCUACGGCCCCUCUUCCGCUGCAGCACCGCACCGCCGAGAAAACCGACCCCUGUCCAAGUACUCACCCCCCCUCGCCCUGGGGAUCCUGGGUUUUUAAAAGAGAAAAACACUGACU